AUGUCAAGACCUCUUUCAUUUUUACUUCUCCUAUCCUUAUUCUACUCCUCUUCUGCUACAGUCUUAACUGAAAGCAACAUUGGCAGCUUUAUUUCUGGCUUUGCACAUGGUGUGAAUUCAACUUCUACAUUGGAAAUCCCUUGCAUUACUGCUUAUCCUUAUCUCGUAACACAAAUCACCACUUUCGAAAAUGCCAUUGCCGGAUAUCAAGAUUUUUCAACUCUUCUUCAUAUUUUUAAAUCUACAGUCAACGAAUUGGUGUCUUUCUGCAGGACUUGCAACUUUGAAAAUACAGUUCUAACCCUCCAAGCAAUGCUAACAACAGGUGAAGGGCUUGAUGCCAUUUUUAUCAUUGUCUUCACGAAUUUCUCGUUUUAUAAUACUGCAAUCAAGACUCUUUUUACUUCGCUGUCUAAUGGUCUAUAUUAUGAUGCAGGGACUCAAGCUGGAAUUGUUUAUUACAAGCUAUUUGGAUAG
Blepharisma stoltei is the source of this 477-nucleotide messenger RNA. The record is from the annotation of a GenBank genome assembly. NCBI's taxonomy places the organism in Eukaryota, Ciliophora, Heterotrichea, Heterotrichida, Blepharismidae.